AUGCCGCUUGGUAAUGCUGGUAGAAUCCGAUGUUUUCAGAAUGGUAGUGAUCAUAAAAAUUACAUUGCGGAAUGUUUUGCAAAGAACGUGUUUGCAAUAUUACAGUCUGUGAAAGCACAAGAAGAAGGUGGUCGAGUUAACCAUGACGCAAACAGUGCCAUUAACACACACAGUCUUGCGCAACCAGUCGAACUUGUGAAAAAAGUUAAACCCUCCACCCCUGCACAGUAUAACAGAUACGAUCAGGAAAGGUUCAAAGGAAAAGAGGAAACUGAGGGAUUUAAAAUUGACACUAUGGGUACAUACCGUGGCAUGACGCUCAAAUCAGUGACGGAAGGUGCAAGCGCAAGGAAAGCACCGACACCGAUAAUCCAGCAAGACUCGCGGGCUCUGGUGCAGCCGAAGCCACAAGGUCCAACCAAGAGAGUAUCACGUACACCAAUUAUUAUCAUCCCGGCGGCUACAACGUCACUCAUCACUAUGUACAAUGCUAAAGAUUUACUGCAGGAUCUCAGAUUUUUGAGUACAGACGACAAGAAAGGACAAGGAGCGAGGCGGGAUAACGAAGUUUUAGUCCAGCGUAAAAAAGAUCUGAACCAAGGUGGCACGAUACAAACAGUCACAGUACCCUAUAGAAUAAUAGACACACCAUCAAAAUUACAGCCACAAGAUUGGGACCGUGUGGUAGCAGUAUUUGUACAAGGACCAGCAUGGCAGUUUAAAGGCUGGCCAUGGUUGCUUUCAGAUGGCUCGCCAGUAGAUAUUUUUGCAAGAAUAAAAGCUUUCCAUUUGAAAUUUGAAGAAGCCAAUUUAGAUCCCAACAUCAAGAAAUGGGAUGUGUGUAUUCUCAAGAUAAAUAGAAACAAAAGACAUUUAGACAGAGCCACUCUCCUCAGAUUCUGGGAAAUAAUGGACAAGUACAUGGUGAAGCACAAGUCUCAUCUGCGAUUCUGAAAUACCUCCGAACACACUUGGAUUUUUUGUAUGGUCUCAUAAAAAAAAAAACUGCCGCGAUUGUGUUUGACAUGCUGACACAAGAACAGAACAACGAUCGACAUGCCAGCCAUCAUGGAUUAGGCUCUUAUGCAAGAUGUUUCACUAAAAAGUGUAUACUGCGAUACUUCUUCGUGGUAGAUGGACAAAUAAUUUUAUGAAGAAAUCUGCUACGUUUGUGUAUAUUUUCCAGCAAGAAGCAGCUCCCUCGAUUUUACAAGUCCAAAAGUCUGUACUUGUCAAUAAUUUUUAGUCAACAUUGCGAAUUUUCUGUGGAUGUGCAGUUAUUCUAAAAACUUAUAAUAACCCUGGUGUGUGCAUCUGUGUUUACGAAAUGAAACAAGCGUUAUUUUCUGUUGCCUCAGUCCUGAUCAUUUUCUCGCGCAUCUACUCUGAAAUACACAGAUGACAUGCUUACUUAGCGAGAAUGCAAGUUUGUAUAUAGCAGUUUCCCUGCAAAGCAAAUGAAAAUGUAUUUAUUAACGAAU
Molecule: messenger RNA, 1481 nt
Organism: Saccoglossus kowalevskii
Lineage: Eukaryota; Metazoa; Hemichordata; Enteropneusta; Harrimaniidae
Product: parafibromin-like
Biological process (GO): transcription elongation by RNA polymerase II; positive regulation of transcription elongation by RNA polymerase II
Cellular component (GO): Cdc73/Paf1 complex
Molecular function (GO): RNA polymerase II complex binding
Source: RefSeq, a predicted model, not a curated record